Cylas formicarius (sweet potato weevil) is the source of this 2647-nucleotide messenger RNA. Its product is annotated as early growth response protein 1-B-like. The coding region runs from base 252 to 2357 and encodes 701 amino acids. The record is from RefSeq and is a predicted model, not a curated record. The transcript has 7 exons. Gene Ontology annotation, biological process: regulation of transcription by RNA polymerase II. Lineage: Eukaryota; Metazoa; Arthropoda; Insecta; Coleoptera; Brentidae. Gene Ontology annotation, molecular function: DNA-binding transcription factor activity, RNA polymerase II-specific; RNA polymerase II cis-regulatory region sequence-specific DNA binding.
UUUCUGGGCCCGACGCGUUUAAAAUUCGCGCCGAUGAAGCUCAGUCGGUAAUUUUACGUUUGACACGGUGACGCGUCGCCGUACGAGACGCCACGAGUGCGAUCUAAGCUGGCAACGGCGUUGUAGAAAGGUUAUGAAUGAAAAGACUUGUCGGAUCGUGUAUCCGAUACCCGGCCCAGCGUACCUGUUGAUCGGCAUCCAUUACCAUAUGGCAAGAGGUCAUAGCACCUUUUGCCCAAACCGCCAUCAAAAUGAUAACCCUUGCGAUGCGCAAUAUACACAGUGAUCUGAACAGAGUGCAAUCUACCGCGAACAAUCACAACAACAACAACAAUAAUGGUGACGAGUUCGUUGAUAUACUACAGGUUCAGCAAUUGCUGCUGGACGGGAAUCGUCGGGACCCGAUGGGUUUCCAAAAUCCCCAGCAAACGAUCCCGGGGAGGGUAAUGGACGGUAUAGGAGGGUCGGGACCACCCCCGUAUUACUACGGGAACCCGUACCAGGCACCGCCGGGAUCGGCUGGCACCAGCAUGGAGGAUCUGGUGGCCAUGUGGUUCUCUGGCGGACCUUCAACUUCAGGACUUCCAGAGGGCUCGCGUGGACAAAACGGUGACAAAAUGAUCAUGGACACUUUGGACACGCUGUCCAAUCAGCACCAUCAUCAUCAUCACCACCACCAUCACCACACGUCCGCGUUCCUGUUGACGGAAAGUGCGGCGGCCGCGGCCGCCGCUCACCACUUCAACGUGUUGAGUUUCGACACUUGUCUCUAUAAGACGGGCAGUAGCGUGAGCAGCGGCGGAAGCCCGACGCCGGCGUCGGUGUGCACGUCGGUCGACGAGCCGCUCGUGCCCGAAGCUCAACCGGGCGACCUUAACACCCCCGUGACCACCUCGGGGGACGCCCCCUCCUUUUUCGGACCGAGCACCGUAGUCGAACCACCCCCGAUCACAGGUACCUUAGACCCGGAAGAGCUCACAUCAAUCGAUCCCCAGCAGAGUCGAAACUCGCCCCAUCAGUCACCUUCGAGCACCCAUUUAGCGGACAGGGUGACGCCUCAAGCAUCAGCGCUCUCACCCAAAGAGGAGAACAGCAACAGCGCGUUAAGCACGAUGUAUCCCCAUCACUCGUCGACGAGUAACAACAUGGGUAAGAUCCAGCACAGGGGAGUGUACACCUCAGCCGGGUCGCCCAGUAUGCAAAGUACAAUCCACAUGCAGCCCCAGAGCCCUUUGGGACUGAGCAGCCAAAACAUGGGACACAGUCCUUCGGCAGUAAAUCAAUGGUUGCUAUCGAGCGGUGAUAAACCUAUUUACCCUUCGAUGUUUGGACUGUUGCAAGGGACAAGUCAGAGUCCCCAACAGUACCCAUCGGCUACACCUUCUCCCGCCGGUACCCAGUACGACGACAGGAAUACCGAUCAAUUAAUGCUCACCAUGGAGUGCAGCCCUAGUUUAACGUUGAAACAGCCACCCAGUUAUCCGAGCUGUACCAGCACGUCGUUGCAAUUGGAAAUGCAGCAGCCCGACUUGGUGUACUCGCGUGUGGCUCAGCCUUUAGUGUCCUCGACGAAGUAUCAGUGGGAAACGCAAGACUAUGGCUCUUCGCAGGGCUCGGUGGUUCCGGGACCCAGUUCUUUAGUGCCAAAACAAGAACCAUUCACAUCGUCGUGCGGUGCGGAGAUGCAGCAAGGUGGAUCACCGUACGGUACCGUUCAGCUCGCCGAGUACAACCCUUCCACGUCCAAGGGUCACGAAAUCUUGUCCCAAGUGUACCAACAAAGUCCGGUACCGCUCAAAUUGGUACCGGUGAAACCGAGAAAGUACCCCAACAGGCCCAGCAAGACUCCGGUACACGAAAGGCCGUACGCGUGUCCUGUCGAGAAUUGCGACAGGCGAUUUUCGAGGUCGGACGAGUUGACCAGGCAUAUCAGGAUCCACACCGGACAAAAACCGUUCCAAUGCCGGAUCUGUAUGCGCAGCUUUUCGAGGUCCGACCAUCUCACGACGCAUAUACGCACGCAUACGGGAGAGAAGCCGUUUUCCUGCGACGUCUGCGGCAGGAAGUUCGCCAGGAGCGACGAAAAGAAGAGGCACGCAAAGGUCCACCUCAAGCAACGAAUGAAGAAAGAAAGUAAGCUCUCCGGCGGCGGCGGUUCAUCGUCAGCCGCCAUCAGCACGACCUCCAGUUCUUCCCCCUCCCUCGUGCAAUCCUCUCCGUCCACAUCACAUCACGCUCACCAGCACCACCACCACCACCAUCACAUGCACCCCCAUCAUAUGCCCAGUCACACGGUGACCAGCGGCGGCUCGACAGACGACAACGGGAUCGGAAGCUUGGGGGGCGGCGGUCUGUGAGAAUUGGCCAACGCCGAUCACCUGCCGAUCGGCGAUUGUUUUCUGUUAAUACAAGACGACUGUGAUUUGGCGAACGACGAGUCGCCUAGGAUAGUUUUUAUACAAAUCGACGAGAUCGCGACGGCGCCGCUGAUGCCGGGCGCCGUCGACGAGGAUAGCGUCGAUAGAGAUGAAGCAGAGAAAGAAGAGUCGACCAUACCUGAAGAUGAUCUCCAUACGUAGUGGAUAGGUGACGAGGAAAAGUUGUCGUCGAAGAAAAACGGGCAAGUCUGGUGCUUUGGUUUGUUGAC